Epinephelus lanceolatus (giant grouper) is the source of this 1012-nucleotide messenger RNA. Its product is annotated as trace amine-associated receptor 13c-like. Lineage: Eukaryota; Metazoa; Chordata; Actinopteri; Perciformes; Serranidae. The record is from RefSeq and is a predicted model, not a curated record. Gene Ontology annotation, molecular function: trace-amine receptor activity. Gene Ontology annotation, cellular component: membrane. Gene Ontology annotation, biological process: G protein-coupled receptor signaling pathway.
AUGAAAACCUUUGAUGAAGCUGAACUUUGCUUUCCACAACUCCUCAACUCCUCCUGCAGGAAGGCCAUGCGUUCUCACUCCGUAUCCAUGCUCACUUAUGUUUUACUGUCCUCUAUCUCUGUGCUCACUGUGACUCUCAACCUGCUGGUCAUCAUCUCCAUCUCUCACUUCAAGAAGAUCCACACCCCGACCAACCUCCUCCUCCUCUCUCUUGCGGUCUCAGAUUUCUUUGUGGGCCUCCUCAUGUUCUUCCAAAUUAUGCUCAUAGAUGGUUGCUGGCUCCUCGGUGACCUCAUGUGUAUUCUGUAUUAUGCUCUGGACUAUAUUAUUACCUCUGCCUCUAUAGGAACCAUGGUGCUCAUAUCUGUUGACCGCUAUGUUGCUAUUUGUGAUCCUCUGCAUUACUCCACCAAAGUCACACAAAAAAGAGUUCAAGUCUGUGUUUGUCUGUGUUGGAUGUGUUCUGCUUUCUGUCACAGUCUGCUGCUGAUGGAUAACCUGGAACAACCAGGCAGGUAUAAUUCCUGCUCUGGAGAGUGUGUGGUUGUCAUUAACUACAUUGCAGGAAUUGCAGAUCUGUUUUUAUCCUUUAUCUGUCCUGUCACUGUCAUCAUAGUUCUGUACAUGAGAGUAUUUGUGGUGGCUGUGUCUCAGGCUCGUGCCAUGCGUUUUUAUAUUGCAGCUGUCACUCUCCAUCAAUCAGUGAAAGUAACUGUUAACAAAUCUGAGCUGAAAGCAGCCAGAACACUUGGUGUUGUCAUUGUUGUAUUUUUAAUAUGUGUCUGUCCAUAUUUUUGUGUUGCACUGUCGGGCCAAGACACCUUACUCAAUGCUUCAUCUGCUGCCUUUGUAAUCUGUUUGUUCUACUUUAACUCCUGUCUGAAUCCUGUGAUCUAUGCCUUUUUUUACCCCUGGUUUAGAAAUUCUAUUAAGCUCAUCGUUACACUUAAGAUACUGCAGCCUGGCUCCCGUGAGGUAAACAUGCUGUAGAGAGUCUGCAUGAUGCCUGUAU